Molecule: messenger RNA, 2823 nt
Organism: Hevea brasiliensis (rubber tree)
Lineage: Eukaryota; Viridiplantae; Streptophyta; Magnoliopsida; Malpighiales; Euphorbiaceae
Product: pentatricopeptide repeat-containing protein At3g50420
Exons: 1
Coding region: 380-2512 (710 amino acids)
Biological process (GO): RNA modification
Molecular function (GO): protein binding; RNA binding
Source: RefSeq, a predicted model, not a curated record
ACACACUACGCUGCAAUACUGUAAUCGCUACGACAACAUAACACAAAAAAGCCUCAAGCUAUAAGCUAUAAGCAAAAAUGGGGCUAACAAAAAAAAUACCCACGGUGCUAUUAACAAAUGGGAGCAAUUAGAAGAUCCUUCUUCUCCUGUCGUUGGUUAUACAAGAGAAAUUUUGUUUCCUUCAGCUUCAAAAUGAGUGGGGAUUAUAAAGAUACAGCGAUGGUGGUGCUAGGCUGCUAGUGCCGAGUUGCUGCGUAUCUAUGUUUUGACCCUCAGGCACAGCGAACGGCUUAAAAACGGUGCGUAUCAGAGGGUUUGAAUUGAAAAACGAUUCUAUUUGGCGGGUAAAGUCUGGAAAAACUCAGUUCAGGUCUUUUUAAUGCUACCCUUAAGCGAAGCUUCUUUCUUAGCAACUCUAAUACAGAAGUGUACCACCAUUACCUCCCUUAGAAAAGCCCGGCAACUCCACGCUUUAAUCUUAACCACCACCGCCUCCACCGGUUAUGCCCAAUCUCCGUACCCCAAUAACAAUCUCAUUGCUAUGUAUGCGCAUUGUGGUUCUGUUUUAUACGCGCAACAGCUGUUUGACAGAAUGCCUCAAAGAAAUGUUAUUUCCUAUAAUGCCCUUAUUGCAGCGUAUUCUAGAGAUCAUAAUUACGAGAUUUUGAGUUUCAAGUUACUUUCCCAGAUGGGAAUUCAAGGCCUGCGUCCUAAUGGAGCAACCUUUACAAGCUUACUGCAAGUGUGUUGUUCCCUUGAGAAUUGGUUUUUGGGCUCAAUGCUUCAUGCUCAAGUUGUAAAAUCUGGGUUUGUUAAUGAUAUUUGUGUUCAGACAUCGUUGCUUGGGAUGUACUCAAAUUGUGGGGAUUUGGACUCCAUGAAUAAGGUGUUUGGUUGUGUAGUGGAUAAAGAUGUUGUUUUGUGGAAUUCUAUGAUAUUUGGGGAGUUGAAGAAUGGGAGGAUGAAGGAUGGACUUUGUCUAUUCAGUGCAAUGCUGAGGUCUGGUGUUAUUCCUACCCAGUUCACAUGCUCAAUGGUGUUGAGUGCUUGUAGCAAAUUGCAAGGUUAUAGUUGUGGACGAGUAAUUCAUGCCCUAGUCAUUAUUUUGAAUAUACUAUCUGAUUCAGCUUUACAGAAUACCUUGCUUGAAAUGUACUGCAGCUGUGUUGAUACCAAAAAUGUUUUUAAUGUCUUUAGCAGAAUUGAGAGCCCAAGUUUAGUUUCAUGGAAUUUGAUGAUUUCUUGGUGUGCAAAAAAGGGAGAGGGAGAGAAAGCUAUGGAUAUGUUUGUCAAGUUGCUUGGAAUGUCUGUUUCUAAACCAGAUGAGUAUACUUUUACUGCAGUUAUUUCCGCUACUGCUGAAUUUCCAGCAACUGCUUAUGGGCAACCUCUCCAUGCCCAAGUUAUGAAAGCAGGGCUGCACUGGAGCGUCUUCAUAGGAACUGCACUGUUGUCAAUGUAUUUCAAAAACAGUGACACUGAAUCUGCUCAAGAGGUUUUCAGUUCGAUGAAAAAGAAGGAUGUCGUUCUCUGGACAGAAAUGAUUAUGGGUCACUCUAGGUUGGGUGAUGGGGAAAGUGCAAUAAAAUUAUUCUGCAAGAUGUGUCAGGAAGGCCUUAAGUUUGACAGUUUUGCUAUUAGUGGAGCUCUGAGUGCUUGUGCUGACCUUGCAACUUUAAAGCAAGGACAGAUGAUUCACACCCAGGCUGUUAAAACAGGAUGUGAUGCUGAAAUGUCUGUUUUUGGAAGUCUUGUAGAUAUGUAUGCAAAAAAUGGUAACCUAAAAGCUGCAGAGUUAAUAUUUUAUCAAGUUUCUAAUCCUGAUUUGAAGUGUUGGAAUUCAAUGAUCGGUGGAUAUAGCCACCAUGGAAUGGCAGAGGAGGCAAUGAUGCUCUUUGACGAGGUCUUAGAAUAUGGUCUAAGACCUGAUCAAGUAACAUUUUUGUCUCUUCUGUCUGCUUGCAAUCAUAGUGGCAUGGUUGAAAAGGGGAAGUUCUUGUGGGACUAUAUGAAGAAGAAUGGCAUUAUACCAGGUCCUAAGCAUUAUAGUUGCAUGGUAAGUUUAUUAAGUCGAGCAGGAUUUCUGGAUGAGGCAGAAGAACUUAUUGCCGAAUCAACCUAUAGCGAAGAGCAUUUGAAACUAUGGAGAACUUUGCUAAGUUCUUGUGUCAACAGAAGGAAUUUGAAAAUAGGAGUUCGUGCAGCAGAACAAGUGUUAAGACUAGAUCCACAAGAUAGUGCAACACAUAUUUUGCUUUCAAAUCUUUAUGCUGCUGUAGGGAGAUGGGAUGGUGUUGCCGAGCUGAGGAGAAAGAUAAGAGGGUUGAUUUUAGAAAAAGAUCCUGGAAUAAGCUGGAUAGAGGACAAGAAUGAUAUUCAUGUAUUCUCUUCUGACGACCAAUCAAACCCUGUGAUUGAUGAAGCUCAAGCUGAAGUGCAUAAACUACAGGGGAACAUGAUCAGAUCAGUUACGUAUGAAUAUGAAUUUAAUGCAAGGAUAUAUUCUACAUAGGACCUUUAAGACUAUCUAACAAGAACACUAUAGUUGUGUUUUCAUUUCCCAAGUGAUUGUUUAAGCAUCAAAGCUGCAAUUUGUGCAAGCUUUCCAGCCAAAUCAUGCCCAAUUGAGAGAAGCACUAUGCCUGCAGUUUAUUGAACAUGCGGCUAACUUGAGGUAUCUGAACUCUAAACCUAGGCUGAAGCAAAAGGAAUACAUCAAUCAUAUCUAUUGCAAUUUUUCAGUCCCGUUUUGUAAAGAUAUUGUAAAACGAAAACAAGUUUAUCAUAAUUAAUUGCAUGAUCGGUCUUAAGUUUGCAGAGGAA